This is a messenger RNA of Vigna umbellata (rice bean), 1591 nucleotides long. Its product is annotated as LOB domain-containing protein 15. The record is from RefSeq and is a predicted model, not a curated record. NCBI's taxonomy places the organism in Eukaryota, Viridiplantae, Streptophyta, Magnoliopsida, Fabales, Fabaceae.
CUUUUCUUUUUAAAUAAAUAUAGCUGGACUUGUCCUUUUGUAGUAUACCUUGCCUUUUAAGGACACUCAUUUUCUACCUCUAUUUUCCUUUCUUCUUCACUUUCUGAACUCUCUAAGCAGCACCUAUCUCUAUAUUCUCUCCCUAAGCUGAAUCCUACUUCAUAAUCAGAGGGCAUGCCUGAAUGUCCAGAGAAAGGGAGAGAUUUGAUGAGAUAGGGAAGAAGAUCAAAAGGGAAGGAGAUGUUUCUUCUCAAAUGGGAAGAAGACACAUGUUAGGCCCUCCUGGAACCCUAAAUACCAUCACCCCUUGUGCAGCAUGUAAGUUGUUGAGAAGAAGAUGUGCCCAAGAAUGUCCCUUUUCACCAUAUUUCUCUCCCCAUGAGCCUCAAAAGUUUGCUUCAGUCCACAAAGUUUUUGGUGCCAGCAACGUCUCAAAGAUGCUCAUGGAAGUACCAGAGUGUCAGAGAGCUGAUGCAGCAAAUAGUCUAGUUUAUGAAGCUAAUGUGAGGCUAAGAGAUCCUGUGUAUGGAUGCAUGGGUGCAAUUUCUGGUUUGCAGCAACAAGUUCAAUCUUUACAAGCUGAACUUAACGUAGUGAAGGCUGAAAUACUUAAAUACAAACUCAGGGAAGCUCACAUGAUACCCUCCUCUCAUGUUGCAAUGCUUCCUUCGUCUGGGGUUGUUUCAAUCGCUGCUCCACCUCCACCACCUCCUCCACCACCUCCACUUCCACCUCCUUCUAUUCCUCAAACUUCUUCCUCUUCUUCCAUGUACAUCCAACUCAGAGAUCCCACCACUUACUCCACAAUUUCAAGUGAUAAUAUCUCCUAUUUUGGUUAAACUUGCAGCCUGAUAAAAACAAUUAUUCCAUUUUUUUCUCUCUUAAUUAUCAUCAUGCAUCAAGGUGGAAUAAAGUGAGUUAAGAAAAAGGAGAGUAUUCAUACUGAAUGUUGUUAAUUAUGACCCGGCUGUACGUUUUCCCCCCCAUUUUAUUAUCUUAAUCCAUAUGAUUAAUAUGCCCAAAAUUUCCCCUUGAUAAUAUAUAUAUAUAUGGCUGAUUAAACUUUAAUUUCUUCUACACCUUCUUAAGCCAGAUUUCAAAUUAAUUGCUCCUUGUUACUGUGAUUAACUGUUUUUCUUCCCCACCCUCUAGUACAACCGAUGUAGACACAAUGCCAACUUGAUAUAUACACAUGCCAAUUUUCCCUUCAUUAUUUUAUGAUGCAAAGGACAAUAAAGAGGAAGGAAACUUGGUUUAUAUUGCAUUGGUAUUUCAGUUUGGUUUUGGAAACAUUGCAAUAAUAUUGUUGGUAGAAUUCAUUUUGCACGUGAUGACUGUGGUUCCUGACUAUAACCUUUCUUAGACAUGUUAAUCUGUGCCACUGAGUAUCUGAGUUUGCUGUCUGAAGUUGCGGGAGACAAAAGGUAUGCUUGUGAUCUUCACCAUGUUCAGUCACUCUUAACUUCUGAGAACUUUCGUUUAUAUAUAUAUAUAUAUAUAUGGAAAUUGGGAAGCAUAAUUUUACGUCAAGUUAUCUACCCAUUUAUCUACCCAUUUGUAUUAUACAGUAAAACUAUAUUAUAUUAAUUGC